Molecule: messenger RNA, 1368 nt
Organism: Nicotiana tabacum (common tobacco)
Lineage: Eukaryota; Viridiplantae; Streptophyta; Magnoliopsida; Solanales; Solanaceae
Source: RefSeq, a predicted model, not a curated record
UACAUACUUCAUUCGUUUUUCAUAAAGGAAAUACAAAGUUAAAAAUGGACAACUAAAAAUAAACGGAGGGAGUAAAAUUAUUAAACCGGAAAAUAAUAUAGGAUACCUGCUAGAAUAAAGUAAAAACACUGAUACUAUAAGAGUUGUUUACGUUAUCGGUAUGUAUAAAUUAAACUUAUAAUUCACUAGUGAUGCCUUGUACAAAGAAUUUAACGAAAACAAUGUGACAUUGCAGUCGGGAGUGCCUGGUAAUGGUCAGUGGAGGAAGCGGAAUUGCUCCCAUGAUUUCCAUAAUCCGAGAGCUCAUUUACAGAAGCACACAACCCAACACCAAAGUACCAAAGCUGAUCCUAAUUUCAGCAUUCAAGAACACAGCUGAUCUCACAAUGCUAGACCUCUUGCUUCCUCUCUCCACCACUCCUGCUGAUAUUUCAAACUUAGAUUUGCAAAUCGAAGCAUAUAUUAGUAGAGAAAAUGGACAAGAAUAUAACAUUGAAAGUGCCCAUCACAAGCAACUCAUCCAGACAAUAGUGUUCAAACAUAAUCCAAAUGACUCCGCCAUUUCUGCAGCCCUUGGCCCAAGCAGUUGGCUAUGGCUCGGCGCGAUAAUUUCGUCCUCAUUUGUCAUGUUUCUCCUUUUGUUAGGCAUUGUCACACGUUACUCCAUAUACCCAAUUGAGCGCGAUGGCAGGCUCUAUCAUUACAGUGCAAAAAUCAUUUGGGACAUGUUCUUGGUUUGUGCCUCCGUUUUUAUUGCCACCAGCAUCAUUUUUAUGUGGCAAAAAAGGGACAAUGAAGCUGAAGGGAAACAAAUUCAGAAUGUGGAACUACCUACCCCUACAAGUUCACCUGCAAGUUUAUUAUGUGGUACAGAAAGGGAACUGGAAAGUCUUCCCCACCAGUCUCUUGUUCAAGCCACUAAGGUGCAUUAUGGUGCUAGGCCUGAUCUAAAAAGAAUACUUUUUGAUUGCAAAGCAUCAGAUGUUGGAGUUGUAGUUUGCGGGCCACAGAGCAUGAGACAUGAAGUUGCCAAAAUAUGUGCUUCUGGCUUGGCAGAAAACCUGCAUUUUGAGGCUAUCAGCUUUAAUUGGUGAUGUUUGGGUUUGCAAAACGAGGACAGAUGUGUGGUUUUAUAAUACUGUUUCUUUUUCUUUUUUCUUUCUGGUUAAUUGCUACUCAAUUUGGAAGGAUUGGCUUUUGGAUUGUUUGUUGUGUGCAAGUUUCUAAGUGUUUGUUGUGUGCAAGUUUCCAAGACAGGGCAAAGAAAGUUGUGUUGUGUACAGCUUAACCUGUUCAAAAGUUGUAUAAAAAUAAUAUGCUCUUAUAAUGUUUUACGUAUAAAGAAAAUAAUGAGCAUCUUUAUGUAAA